AUGAGCACUGGCAGCAUCGGCACUUUGCUUUAUAACACGCCGCAUCAGUUCCCUGGUAUCUUCAUCAUUGGAAAGAUUUUCUUUCUACUCGACAUCAUCACCUACUCCGCAAUAUGGGCUUCUCUUCUCAUACGCUUCUCUCACCACCGACACGCCUUCAAAGAAACAUUCACCGACCCAGAAGAAGCCUAUCUUAUUCCAACUGCGGCUUUAGGUUUCGCAACUAUUCUUUUCAACAUUGAGCUUUACGGGGUACCUGCCUGUGGAGAUUGGCUACGAUAUGUGCAAUUGGUCCUCUUUUGGAUCUAUGUGGCUAUUUCAAUCCUCCUCGCCGUUGGCCUCAACUGGCACUUAUACCACACACGCAUGGCCACCCGUCAGCCAUUUUGGCUUGUCCGGCUACUACCGUCCUUCCCGGCUAUGCUUGCUGGAACCACUGCUUCACUAUUGGCUGGUGGACAACCGACACAUUUUUGCAUUCCAAUGAUUAUCGCGGGGACAGCUCUGCAGGGCUUCGGCUUCAUGAUUUCCCUUUUCAUCUUAGCUGAAUACUUCCAUGGGCUGCAUUAUGAUGGUAUUCCACCUAUGCGUCGCCGGCCCCAAAUGUUCAUUGCUAUUGGUCCACCGGCCUUUACUGCCGUUGCACUGAUGGGGAUGUCAGAAAUCGCUGUGGAAAAGUUUCCUCCUUUUUACAUUCCGUUAGCCUCGCAUGUCAACACUGCAGAUGUUCUGCUCAUCUUGACCGUUUUCCUCUCAAUAUUCCUAUGGAUCUUUUCAUUCUUCCUCUGGAUGAUUGGGUGGCUUAGUAUCUUUGCCGCCCACAAAGAAUGGAAAUUUGACAUCACUUGGUGGGCGACGGUGUUUCCUAACACCGGGCUUGCAUUGGCGACAAUCAAGAUCGGAGACUUCUUGACCUCAGAGCCGAUUAGAUGGGUGGGUAGUGCAGCCACGAUUAUUCAAGUUGGUCUGUGGCUAGGCUGUGCUAGCUCACAUGUAUGGGCAUAUUUCACUCACCGCACGCUCUGGCCCGGGAUGGAUGAGGGAUUCGGACCAGAUGAGCACAUCGACCAUGCGCUUGAUUUGGAGGGUGAGGUACAACCUUAUAAGACCUCUUCAUACUGA
Molecule: messenger RNA, 1122 nt
Organism: Penicillium expansum
Lineage: Eukaryota; Fungi; Ascomycota; Eurotiomycetes; Eurotiales; Aspergillaceae
Product: tellurite-resistance/dicarboxylate transporter family protein
Exons: 1
Coding region: 1-1122 (373 amino acids)
Biological process (GO): malate transmembrane transport
Cellular component (GO): membrane
Molecular function (GO): malate transmembrane transporter activity
Source: RefSeq, a predicted model, not a curated record